This is a messenger RNA of Vicia faba (fava bean), 534 nucleotides long. The record is from the annotation of a GenBank genome assembly. Lineage: Eukaryota; Viridiplantae; Streptophyta; Magnoliopsida; Fabales; Fabaceae.
AUGACACUAAAAAAUAUAACAUUGUUGUCUAUAUUGGCUGUCUGUUUGAUAUCUGCACAGGCAGCAAGGUUUGACAUCGUCAACCGAUGCCCCUAUACCGUCUGGCCAGCUGCCACUCCCUACGGUGGUGGUGUGCAGUUAAAUCCAGGCCAAGCAUGGAACUUAUACAUCCCAGCUGGUACCUCAUCAGGCAGAAUUUGGGGCCGAACUGGUUGCAACUUUGACGGUUCUGGCCGAGGCAACUGUCAAACCGGUGGCUGCGGUGGUGACCGCAGUUGCAGCUUAUCCGGUCAACCUCCACUCACACUUGCUGAAUUCACCCUUAACGGUGGAAACAAUUUGGAUUACUAUGAUAUAUCUGUGAUUGAUGGUUUCAAUGUUCCAAUCCAAUUUGCCCCAACCUCUAAUGGAUGCAACAAAGUGCGAACUUGCACAGAACGUUCUUGCCCUGAUGCUUAUCAGUAUCCGAGUGAUAAUACUAAAACGGUUGCAUGCCCAGGUGGUACCAACUAUAGAGUCGUCUUCUGCCCUUGA